AUGCCCCUGAGCAAAGACCUGAAUCAGCAGCUUCCAGACAGUAAAGCAAACCUGCAGGAGGAAUUGACCCACAUGAAGCACGAGUGGAUCGUCCUGGCUGUCAAGGGCCGGCUUGGAGCACUGGUCAGUGUUGGCUCUGCCCAAACUCGUCAGUACUACUUUGUGAGCACUCCACUGAACUGGACUAAAGCCCAGAGCUUCUGCAGACAGGUCUACACCGACCUGGCCACCGCAGAGAGCACAGCUGACGUCAGUGCCGUUAUCAGCACCACGUCAAACUACACAGGCAAGGCUUGGAUAGGUCUCUAUGAUGAUUUGGUGAGCAGCUGGAGAUGGUCCCUGAGUGACAGCAGCUUCUACGGUGCAGGAGAAACAGAGUUUAGAAACUGGUAUGACGAUCAGCCCAACAAUCUUGAAGGACAACAGUACUGUGUGGAGCUUAUUACUGGGAGACCAUACUUUGGGACUUGGGGAGACAGUGACUGCAACGCCCAACAACGCUUUGUGUGCUACAACGGUACAGUAAACGACACAUCAUCCUUUGUUAAGGUCGACACACUUUCAAAUUGGACCGAAGCUCAGAGAUUCUGCAGGGAGAAUUAUGUCGAUCUAGCCAGUAUACGAAAUUGGACGGACAAUGACAUCAUCACCAACCUGGCAGGUGGGGACUUUGUGUGGAUAGGUCUGCACCGGGAAAAACUGUGGUCCGAUGGGAGCCCCUCUCUGUUUCGACACUGGGCCAACGAGCAACCAAGCUCCGGCGCAGAGGAAUGUGUCACUACGUCGUUCAAUGACUCAGGGCGGUGGUCUGAUGAUAACUGCUUCCUCAGAUUACCAUUCAUCUGUUACACAACAAUUCCACCCGAUGCAGAAGGCUUCAGAUCAACAGGACAGGAUGAGACCAGUAUCACUCUGCAGUGGAAUAAAAUUAACCAAACUGACAGCUUUAUUCUCCAGUUUAAUGGUUCAGAGAUAAACAUCACUGCACCAGAUGGAGAUGGACCAGUAACUCACACAGUCUCAUCUCUCACUGCUGGAACUAAAUACACAUUCACUCUCUUCUCUGUGUUUGAGAGUGUCAGAAGCAAAGGAGUAAACAUUACUGCAGUCACUGCUCCUCCAAACGCAGAACGCUUCAGAUCAACAGGACAAAAUGAGACCAGAAUCACUCUGCAGUGGAAUAAAGUGAACAACAAUGUCAGCUUUAUUCUCCAGUUUAAUGGUUCAGAGAUAAACAUCACUGCACCAGAUGGAGAUGGACCAGUAACUCACACAGUCUCAUCUCUCACUGCUGGAACUAAAUACACAUUCACUCUCUUCUCUGUGUUUGAGAGCGUCAGAAGCAGAGGAGUAAACAUUACUGCAGUCACUGCUCCUCCAAAUGCAGAAAGCUUCAAAUCAGCACGACAAGAUGAGACUAGAAUCACUCUGCAGUGGAAUAAAGUGAACAACAAUGUCAGCUUUAUUCUCCAGUUUAAUGGUUCAGAGAUAAACAUCACUGCACCAGAUGGAGAUGGACCAGUAACUCACACAGUCUCAUCUCUCACUGCUGGAACUAAAUACACAUUCACUCUCUUCUCUGUGUUUGAGAGCGUCAGAAGCAGAGGAGUAAACAUUACUGCAGUCACUGCUCCUCCAAAUGCAGAAAGCUUCAAAUCAGCAGGACAAAAUGACACCAGUAUCACUCUGCAGUGGAAUAAAGUGAACAACAAUGUCAGCUUUAUUCUCCAGUUUAAUGAUUCAGAGAUAAACAUCACUGCACCAGAUGGAGAUGGACCAGUAACUCAAACAGUCUCAUCUCUCACUGCUGGAACUAAAUACACAUUCACUCUCUUCUCUGUGUUUGAGAGCGUCAGAAGCAGAGGAGUAAACAUUACUGCAGUCACUGCUCCUCUAAAUGCAGAAAGCUUCAAAUCAACAGGACAAAAUGAGACCAGAAUCACUCUGCAGUGGAAUAAAGUGAACAACAAUGUCAGCUUUAUUCUUCAGUUUAAUGGUUCAGAGAUAAACAUCACUGCACCAGAUGGAGAUGGACCAGUAACUCACACAUUCUCAUCUCUCACUGCUGGAACUAAAUACACAUUCACUCUCUUCUCUGUGUUUGAGAGCGUCAGAAGCAGAGGAGUAAACAUUACUGCAGUCACUGCUCCUCCAAAUGCAGAAAGCUUCAAAUCAGCACGACAAGAUGAGACCAGUAUCACUCUGCAGUGGAAUAAAGUGAACAACAAUGUCAGCUUUAUUCUCCAGUUUAAUGGUCCAGAGAUAAACAUCACUGCACCAGAUGGAGACGGACCAGUAACUCACACAGUCUCAUCUCUCACUGCUGGAACUAAUUACACAUUCACUCUCUUCUCUGUGUUUGAGAGCGUCAGAAGCAGAGGAGUAAACAUUACUGCAGUAACUGCUCCUCCAAACGCAGAAAGCUUCAAAUCAGCAGGACAAAAUGAGACCAGUAUCACUCUGCAGUGGAAUAAAGUGAACAACAAUGUCAACUUUAUUCUCCAGUUUAAUGAUUCAGAGAUAAACAUCACUGCACCAGAUGGAGAUGGACCAGUAACUCACACAGUCUCAUCUCUCACUGCUGGAACUAAAUACACAUUCACUCUCUUCUCUGUGUUUGAGAGCGUCAGAAGCAGAGGAGUAAACAUUGCUGCAGCCACUGCUCCUCCAAAUGCAGAAAGCUUCAGAUCAACAGGACAAAAUGAGACCAGAAUCACUCUGCAGUGGAAUAAAGUGAACAACAAUGUCAGCUUUAUUCUCCAGUUUAAUGGUUCAGAGAUAAACAUCACUGCACCAGAUGGAGAUGGACCAGUAACUCACACAGUCUCAUCUCUCACUGCUGGAACUAAAUACACAUUCACUCUCUUCUCUGUGUUUGAGAGCGUCAGAAGCAGAGGAGUAAACAUUACUGCAGUCACUGCUCCUCCAAACGCAGAAAGCUUCAAAUCAGCAGGACAAAAUGAGACCAGAAUCACUCUGCAGUGGAAUAAAGUGAACAACGUCAGCUUUAUUCUCCAGUUUAAUGGUUCCGAGAUAAACAUCACUGCACCAGAUGGAGAUGGACCAGUAACUCACACAGUCUCAUCUCUCACUGCUGGGACUAAAUACACAUUCACUCUCUUCUCUGUGUUUGAGAGUGUCAGAAGCAGAGGAGUAAACAUUGCUGCAGUCACUGGUGAGAUACUUGACUUCAUUAUUUUACACAGUAGCUCUCCUCGAAACGCAGAAAGCUUCAGAUCAACAGGACAAAAUGAGACCAGAAUCACUCUGCAGUGGAAUAAAGUGAAGAACAAUGUCGGCUUUAUUCUCCAGUUUAAUGGACGCUCAAUAUCAACAAGUGAAAAUGUGACCAUUAUCAGUAUGCAGUGGAAUAAAGUGGGCAACUACGUCAACUUUAUUCUCCAGUUUAAUGGUUCAGAGAUAAACAUCACUGCACCAGAUGGAGAUGGACCAGUAACUCACACAGUCUCAUCUCUCACUGCUGGAACUAAAUACACAUUCACUCUCUUCUCUGUGUUUGAGAGCGUCAGAAGCAGAGGAGUAAACAUUACUGCAGCCACUGCUCCUCCAAAUGCAGGAAGCUUCAAAUCAGCAGGACAAAAUGAGACCAGAAUCACUCUGCAGUGGAAUAAAGUGAACAACAAUGUCAGCUUUAUUCUCCAGUUUAAUGGUUCAGAGAUAAACAUCACUGCACCAGAUGGAGAUGGACCAGUAACUCAAACAGUCUCAUCUCUCACUGCUGGAACUAAAUACACAUUCACUCUCUUCUCCGUGUUUGAGAGCAUCAGAAGCAGAGGAGUAAACAUCGCUGCAAUCACUGCUCCUCCGAACGCAGAAAGCUUCAGAUCAACAGGACAAAAUGAGACCAGUAUCACUCUGCAGUGGAAUAAAGUGAACAACAAUGUCAGCUUUAUUCUCCAGUUUAAUGGUUCAGAGAUAAACAUCACUGCACCAGAUGGAGAUGGAGCAGUAACUCACACAGUCUCAUCUCUCACUGCUGGAACUAAAUACACAUUCACUCUCUUCUCUGUGUUUGAGAGUGUCAGAAGCAGAGGAGUAAACAUUACUGCAGCCACUGGGCCUCAUUAUGUUGUCGGAUUGAACGUCAGAUUAAAGUCAUCUGUUCGGCUGUCAGAGUCGGACAUGGAGAGUAUGUUGAUGGAGCUCUUCAGACGAUAUGGAUUGUCGCCACAGUCAUUAUCCCUGAAGAUUCGGAAGACUGAUGAGACAUGAGACCAGUGGACGAAAGACGAGAUAAAAAUGAGAGAAUGGAUCUGCCAUGCAAAAACAUUUUUUUUUUUUUUUAAGUUAUUUAGACUUGGGGAAAAAAAUCAAAUUCCAAUGAAAUGUAGUUACCUCUGUCAAGGCCGAAAGGCCUAGGAAGGAGGUUGUGUUUUCACCAGCGUUGGUUUGAUUGUUGGUUUGCUGGUUUGUCCGUUAGCAGGAUUACUCCAAAAGUCCGCAACCGAUCUGAAUGAAAUUUUUCAAAGGGGUGGGGUGUGGCACAAUGAACAAUCCAUUAGCGAUCCAGGGGGGGGCAGCGACUUACAUGAAACCCGCCUUGGCGGAGGUCUGCGCUCUCCGAGUGCACAUCUAGUUUGACAGAUAGUUUUAAGACAUCCCUAAUCCAUCAUCAAUCAUCAUAUUAUAUUGAUUUAGCAGUUACUACACAAAACAUUUCAACAUACUAUUACCGUUUUACACUCUUAGUAAAUGAUUCAAUACAUGCGCCAAUCACACUGCAACUUUGGAUUGCACUGGUCAUUUUGUAAAGAGAAAACAGAAUUUCUUAAGAAGUAUGUUGUUGUUUUUUCCAGGAUCUUUUUGAAGUUGUUUCCCUACCAUUCACAAUUUUUAUAAUAUCAUUAAUUACCAGCUAUUGGGAAAUUGCGGAAUAAAUUUAUUAAAUAAUGUUUAUAAUAAAGUAACUUUCGAUAAAUUUUGAGGUAAAUAUUGGGGUAAUUUGGCAGUAAUUCCAAAGAAA
Sebastes umbrosus (honeycomb rockfish) is the source of this 4984-nucleotide messenger RNA. RefSeq names its product tenascin-X-like. The record is from RefSeq and is a predicted model, not a curated record. The coding region runs from base 1 to 4233 and encodes 1410 amino acids. The transcript is spliced from 22 exons. Gene Ontology annotation, molecular function: protein binding. NCBI's taxonomy places the organism in Eukaryota, Metazoa, Chordata, Actinopteri, Perciformes, Sebastidae.